AUGCCUCACCCGCCCGUGAGCUCGCGCUCUCGCUCCGCCGGUGCAGCCGCCGCUGCCAAGCUCGUCCGCCCUCGCGCCCGCUCGCCGUCGCCACCCCGCUCGCGCCCUGCCUGCGUCGCGCCCGGGCCGAGCCCGCGCCCCACCCGCUCCGCGCUCGCGGGCCCCUGCGCCGUGCCCGCACCCGCGCCGCGGUGCGGCCGACCGGCCGGCGCGCGCCGGCGCCGCGCCCGCCCCGCACCUGCACGCCCCGCGCCCCGCCCCGCGCCCCGCCUCGCGCCGCGUCCCGCCUACACCGCGCCUGCGCUGCGCCGCGCCGCACCCCGCCCCGCGCCUGCACUGCGCCGCGCCGCGCCGCGCCCGCCCCGCCCCGCGGUGCGGCCGACCGGCCGGCGCGCGCAGCGCCUGCGGCCUGCCAGCCCAGUGCCCCCGCUCCCGCGUGGCCGCGCUCGACGCCCGGCAGCCCCGCGCCCCUCCUGCCGCCGCGCGCGCUCGCCGGGCGCUCCGCCCCGCGCCCUCCGCGCCGCGUCUGCGCUCGCCCGCCGCUCCGCCCCGCGCGCCCGCCGCCAUGCCCGCAGCAGCUCACCGCCGCGCCGCUCGCGCGCCUUGCUGCCCCGCUCCAGCCGCACCUUUGUUGCCUCUGCCUGCGCCUGCUCGCCGGCCGCGGCGGCGGGGCCUCAACGACGGCGAGGCGAGGCCGGCCGACUGGAGCGCUGCGUGCUCUCGGCGCCCGCGGCUGUCCUGCCUCUUGGUGAUGUGGGUGCGUGGUGGGCCAGGGAGAGAAAAGGAAGAGAGAGAGAGAAGUGGGUGGGUGGGUGUGUGGGUCAAUGA
Messenger RNA from Aegilops tauschii subsp. strangulata, 828 nucleotides. The record is from RefSeq and is a predicted model, not a curated record. Lineage: Eukaryota; Viridiplantae; Streptophyta; Magnoliopsida; Poales; Poaceae.